Molecule: messenger RNA, 2193 nt
Organism: Sebastes umbrosus (honeycomb rockfish)
Lineage: Eukaryota; Metazoa; Chordata; Actinopteri; Perciformes; Sebastidae
Gene: nog1
Product: noggin 1
Exons: 1
Coding region: 684-1364 (226 amino acids)
Biological process (GO): osteoblast differentiation; negative regulation of BMP signaling pathway; negative regulation of cell differentiation
Source: RefSeq, a predicted model, not a curated record
UAUAAAGUAUCAUAAAAUGGAAAUUGUCCUUAAGUACUUGAGUUAUGGUGUAGUUUAGGAUGUUGUGGGAGGUUGCAGGACUCUGUGGUUGGUACCUUUGGGUGCUUUGUACUGAAGCUCCAUGCAGAAGAAGGAUUCUCCAGAUGAAAGACUUCAACAAUCAUUCCCACUGUGAGAAACUGAUUUAAGGAUGUCUGGAAAACCGACAGGGGGCGUCUCCUCUCCUCUCCCUCCUCCCUCCACCUCCCUCCACCUCCACCACCACCACCACCACCACCUCAGUGCGGUGGAAGAAGGAGGUAUUGGGGAUCUCCUCCUAGACAACAAACACACAUUCAAAGAGGGGCACACACGGAUUACGUCACACUCCCUCCGUGUGGAGGAUAUAACAAGAGGUCGCUGGUUUACUCUCAGUGCUUUUCUUCUCUGUAGACAAGGAGACAUCAGGGGAGCAUCAUGACGAGCCCGCGCGCACGGAGCCCGAGGACACAUCUGAGCUUUAUCAUAAUGAAAUAAGUUUCUAUUGAUGCUGCUAAAACUUUGUCUUUUUCUGUCACGGAUUUUUCAUCAUGGGAAAGUUUUAAGGGACAACUAAAGACGCAAGAGUUUGGAUACCCCUCACGCGUAAUUACGCACAAGAAAAGUGCGCACUGAUCUCACCAACUGGGACCUUCAGUGUGAUAAUGGAUCAGACCCAGCAGCAGUGUGUAGCCAUGUAUCUACUGGUGCUCUUCUCUCUCGGACUCCUCAUGGACAGGGUGACUUGUCAGCACUACUAUCUUCUGCGUCCCAUCCCCAGUGACAGUCUGCCUCUCGUGGAGCUAAAAGAAGACCCGGAUCCAGUCUUCGACCCUAAGGAGAGAGACCUUAACGAGACCGAGCUGAAGAACGUCCUGGGAGACUUUGACAGCCGCUAUUUGUCCGUUUUGUUGCCCCCAGUGGAGGACAAAUACACCCAUGAUCUGGAUGACUUUGAGCUCCAGAAGCCCGGUGGUGUUGGAGGAGUUCUGCCCAAAGAGAUCCGAGCUGUGGAUUUCGACGUCCAGUUCGGCAAGAAGCACAAGCCCAGUAAGAAGCUGAAGCGGCGGCUGCAGCAGUGGCUGUGGGCGUACUCCUUCUGCCCGGUGGUGUACACGUGGACCGACUUGGGGAACCGGUUCUGGCCGAGGUUCGUGCGGGUUGGAAGCUGCCUCAGCAAGAGGUCGUGCUCGGUUCCGGAGGGCAUGGUGUGUAAACCGGCCAACUCGACCCACCUGACGGUGCUGAGGUGGAGAUGUGUGCAGAGGAAAGGUGGACUCAAAUGCGCCUGGAUUCCGGUGCAGUACCCGAUCAUAACAGAGUGCAAAUGCUCCUGUUCAAGUUAAAAAAAAUAAUAUUUUUUUUUAUAUAUAUAUUUUUUAAAAUAUUUUUUUUAAUUUUUUUUUUUUAAAUACUUUUUUUUUUGACCUUUAUUUAACCAGGUAAAAUCAAUUGAGAACCAAUUCUCAUUUACAAUGAAGACCUGGACCAAGAGGCAGCAGCAAGAGACACAGUCCACACAAGCGACCACAAACAGCACAGAUACAUUAUAUACAGCAUGAGAAACAUACAGUAUGCCAUGACAAGACAUGACUGGCUAAUGAAUGGCUAAAAAACAGCAUAGGUAAAUAAAUAGGUCAGAAAUGAAUAAACACUAUGUACAAAAAAAAAGGUGGAUUACUGGAUGUUCAUUGUAAAAUUGUAAUGGGAGAGAGAGAGAGAGAAGUGAGGGCUGGUCAGCAAGUACAAUAUUAAAAAAGACUCUGAAUGAAUAAAUUAUAAGCUCAUUAUUUUUCUGUGAUUUUUUUUUUUUUUUUUUCAGGUGCACUACCAAGUGUAGGAAUGUAUUUGUCUUGUAUAUGUGGUGCCAUGCAGUUAUAUAGCUCCCCUGUACAAAGUCAGUAUUAUUUGUAACCAGAGCCUUUACUUUAUUUGUGGAGAAUAUUGGUUAUAUAUUUUGUAUUUAUGGAGACAUGAUGGCGCAUAGAGCCACGCUGUAAGGACUUGCUGUUUUUUCCAUAUUUUGGAUGAUGAAGCAGAUCGACCUCAAGAGUUAAAAAAGUGGAUUUUUUGAUACAUCCCUGUAUCGGUGACUUGUUUUAUCCUGUAAAUUAAGGAAAAUGUGCUAUUUAUUCUUUAUAUUCGUAUAAUAAAACGACACUGAAAUGACUUUAA